Coprinopsis cinerea okayama7#130 is the source of this 354-nucleotide messenger RNA. Its product is annotated as transcription initiation protein spt4. Gene Ontology annotation, molecular function: RNA polymerase II complex binding; zinc ion binding. The record is from RefSeq and is a predicted model, not a curated record. Bases 1 to 354 code for a protein of 117 amino acids. Gene Ontology annotation, cellular component: nucleus; DSIF complex. Gene Ontology annotation, biological process: positive regulation of DNA-templated transcription, elongation; chromatin organization; regulation of transcription elongation by RNA polymerase II. The transcript has 3 exons. Lineage: Eukaryota; Fungi; Basidiomycota; Agaricomycetes; Agaricales; Psathyrellaceae.
AUGGCUGCCAUUCCCCCGCAAGCCCGCUCCAAGCAACUGAGAGCAUGUCUGCUAUGCUCUAUUAUCCAAUUACCUGCCGAUUUCCGAAGAAAUGGGUGCCCAAACUGCGAGGAGAUCCUCCAGCUCAAAGGCAACACUGACAGGAUUAGUACCUGCACUACGACGUACUUUGAAGGAGUCAUUGCUGUCAUUGAUCCUGAUAAUAGCUGGGUGGCGAGGUGGCAGAGGACAUCGAAAUAUGCGAGAGGGAUGUACGCUGUUAGGGUGAAGGGCCGUGUUCCUGAAGACGUUGAAGCUGAAUUGGAAGCAAGAGAUAUCAAGUAUCGGCCUCGAGACCAGACGGAGACAGACUAG